Effrenium voratum is the source of this 2105-nucleotide messenger RNA. The record is from the annotation of a GenBank genome assembly. NCBI's taxonomy places the organism in Eukaryota, Dinophyceae, Suessiales, Symbiodiniaceae.
CGCCUCUAGAGCUUUGUAGCCCUGUCCAAUGGCUGCUGAUGGCUGCGAUCCUUCUGACAUGGAGGCGAACACCAGAAACGCCGCUCAGCGGCGAAGAGUCCAUCCACGGGCUGAAGAUGGAGAUUGGCUGAAGCAGCCACUACCAGAGCUGCACAAGGACUUUUAUUUGAAGCACCCGGAUCCAUCGUUGCAGUGCGAGCAAUUCUGCUGGGGCAACCUGGAGGCGGCGCACCCUGUGAUCGGAAAGCGAUCCGCUCAAGAGGCAGAUGAGUACAGAAGGGCUCAUGGCAUCAUUGUUCAGACGGUCAGAGGCCGUCCUGCACCAAAGCCCUUCCAGACUUUUCAGGAAACCUCAUUCCCAGAUUUCGUGGAGGAAGUUGCCAUGGAGCUUUUCAGCACUGAGGCCGCAGGGGCCUUACCUUUUGCUGUUCAGGCACAAGCGUGGCCGUGUGCCUUGUCGGGUGCUGAUUUGAUUGCAAUUGCCCCGACUGGCAGUGGCAAAACAUUGGCGUUCCUCUUGCCUGCGCUGGUUCACAUCAUGGCACAGCCUCCGCUCUUGGCAGGAGAGGGUCCCAUCGCUCUCAUUCUUGAGCCGACACGUGAACUCGCAAUGCAAACACAUUCAGUGGCUCAGCAAUUCUGCAGUCGUACUCGCGGAGAGGACCGCCUGCGUGCCGGUGUGGUUUUUGGAGGUAUUGCUGCAGAGAUGCAGACACCUGCAGAGAGGGAGCCGGAUUUUGGCUGCUGGCCAGAAGUUCUUGUAGCAACACCGGGGCGGCUCUUCGAACUGAUCAGCAUGAAACGCUGGAUAAGCGCCAAGCGGAUCAGCUACGUAGUCUUAGAUGAGGCUGACCACUUGCUUUCACCUGGCACUUGGCUCAUCCAAAUCAAGGAGUUGCUGAAAUGGAUUCGGCCUGACAGGCAGCUUUUGCUCUUUAGCGCUACAUGGCCACACGAUGCAGAGCGCGCAGCUUCUGAUCUAUGUGGCGAAGAGUUGGUGAGGAUCAGAGUCAAUCCCGCAGUUCCUAGCAUUCCUCAGGAAGUGAAGCUUUUCCCCGACUCCUUUGAUGGUGGCUACGAGAACAAGCUGGCAGAGCUGCUGCGUUGGAUUGAGCAAGAUCUGCAGGCAGAGGAGUCUUUAUUAGUCUUCUGUUCAAACCCACGUGUGGCAAGCGAGAUUGCGAAACACCCCAAGGUGAAAAGAGUGGUUGGUGACUCAGUGGCCGUGCUGGACCACCAUGAGCCCAACGAGCCAUCCAAAUAUAGGAGCUUCAUACAGGGUCGGAUCAGAAUGUUGGUGUCUACGUUCCAAUUGGCAGGCCGCGGGUUGGACUUUCAAGACACAACUGUCACACUGUCACUGGCCAUUGUGCUUUUUGACUUCCCGUCAAGCAUUGGAGAUUACGCGAAUUGUAUUGGACGCACGGCAAGGCCAGGCCAAAAGGGCGGCCGCGUGUAUGCCUUUUUGCCAGAAGGCCGGUUUUGGAUAGCAGGUGAGCUAAUUGCCCUACUGGAGCACUGUGGACAGAAGGUCCCUAAAGCUUUGACUGAACAGAACGAUCAGGAUCAAAAGUACCUCUCAGAGAUGCAAGCAAGCAUGCUCCAACUGCAGAAUGACAAAGACAAUUUUAAACCUCCGCAGCUUUGCGGCGGUGAGUUCAAUGCCGAAACCAAGGUGUGGAAGUUGCCAUCAAAGACACCAUCUUAUAGACGGAAACUUGUGCAUUUGCUGGCAGAUGAAUUGGGAGUGCCUCAUGUGUCAUAUGGAGAUGGGCCAAGCAGGCGGCUUUAUUUGUCUCAUGAACGGAGUGCGCUUCCUGACAAAUACUUCAUUGAAGGAGAAGAAGUGGUUAUUCUUGGCAGAGAGCGUCCGAAGCUAUUUGGGACUGUGGCAGACCCACAUAUCAUUCGCCGCAGUCGUGGCAUCUUGGUCUACUUGUCGGAUACGAAAUACGGCGAAUACCCGGUGGAUGUUCCUGUAGACAAUGUUUGGCCAGCGGGAACAGAGCCUGCCGAUGAUGCCCAGCGGCCGUACACGGAGCAUAAUUCGCACCACCGCCAACCCUGGAAGGGCUCAGGUGGCAAAGGCUAUCGAGGCUAUUAGC